Messenger RNA from Capsaspora owczarzaki ATCC 30864, 981 nucleotides. RefSeq lists its product as hypothetical. The coding region runs from base 1 to 981 and encodes 326 amino acids. The record is from RefSeq and is a predicted model, not a curated record. The transcript is spliced from 4 exons. Lineage: Eukaryota; Filasterea; Ministeriida; Capsasporidae.
AUGGAUUCCGCCCUUUUUAAUCGGGAAGAGGACGUUGCUGCCGCUCUUUUUCAGCAGGCCGAUGACCAAUUUGAUCGGCUUACCACUGACAGCACCUUGAUCUGCCUUACAUCAGCCUUUACUGCAGCCGCUGUGUCCGAGCUGUUUUGCCUGCAUUCUGUCUACGAAGGGGAAAUUGGAUGGUUUUCUGGAGCGUUGACCAUUUUCCUGGCCACUUUUGCGCUACUUGUCUUCUACAGCGAAAUGCAGACGGCCGCUGGCGCAACUCAUUUCUACUGGUUUGGGUUUGUGGGUGUAUGGAGCUACAUUCGUUUUGCCGAGGUUUUCCCGCUGGCCUACUUUGCGUAUCAGGACGACAAAUAUCGUGGAAUGGGUCUUGCUGGAGGACUUAUGUCUGCUUUCCUUGUGUAUCUACUCUUCAUUUUUAAAAGUGGGAUUGUGGAAAGGCCGCAGGGGGACCAAGAUGCCGAGCUGAAUCAGCAAACCACUUUUCUUCGUGAGAGAUUGGGAGCAUACCUCGCCCAGAAUCUCCGAGAGGCUGCUGAAGAGUUCCCCAAGAAGGUUGUGACGCUCCUUCUGGUUACUGACAUCAUAAUCUUCCUUGGAUCGGCUGCCCUCGUGGAAAAAGUUGGCGGCAAGCUACCAAACCGCGAAAUUACCGUCUCAGCAACCGCAGUGGCAUGGUUUUUUACAUCUGUGCAAGCGAUCGUGAACAUACACCGAUGCAACGAGUUGAGCGCCGCUGGCACCGGCAGCACAGUUCCAGCGAUUCGUCCCUUGCAUGGAUUGGUGGCUGUAGGCAUCAGCAUGAUAAGCCUUGUCGUGGUCACUGCGGUCGUGUGGUCAGAAAAGCUACCGGACAACGCAUCGAUUUGGGGCAUUACAUUUGCCGUCAACUUCGGCUUCAUUGCCAUCAAGCUGUACCUGCUUCACAAGGGCAAUUUCCCUAUGACGUGGUUCACUUGCUGCUGUUCGAAGUGA